AUGGAUACUCCUGGUAUUGCUCUUAAAAAAAACUCAAGUAUAGCUUUACCCUAUCUAUACUCGGUCGAUCAAAAAUGUCGAUCUUGCGGAGUCAAAUUACAGGAUGAAGACAAAGACAAACCAGGAUACUUUAUCAAGCCCUCGGCACAUCUUGUUCACGCCAAGUUACCAAAGAGGCACGAAGACAUAGUUUUUGAUCGCCACUUACAAAGUUUGAGUAAAGAGAAUCAAGAACUACUAAUCAACAACUUUAACGUAAAAAAGGGAUCUUUUUUACCGACUGAUUCCCAAAACGAAACACCUCGUGAAAUCCUCCAAAACAUAUAUACUGUAAAAUCAGACAAGGAUAGUAUGGAUUGUAUUCGGUGUCGCAACAUCACCUUCCAAACGAGUUUCAAAAUGAACCACGAACAAUUUCCAAUAAACGAGCUACAUCAAGUGGUAUCUCAAAUCCCCAAAAGUGCACCUUUGGUUUAUUUAUUCAGUGCCCUAGAUUUCCCAAUGGGCAUUAAUCCGGAGAUCUUUAAAUUCAGAAACCCCAAGGAUAUUUACUUUAUAAUGACUAAAACUGAUAACUUGGUUGAGAAACGGAAUACAGCGGGACAAAAGUAUGCGAGAACUUUUCUUUCCGACUAUCUUGAAAGAGAAUAUGGAGUACCUUUUGAAAAUAUAUUCAUUGCAUCAAGUAAAGAGAGUUGGAACGUUUCUGAGUUGUACCGAUUCAUACCUAAUGGUUCAUUCGUAAUAGGGAACAUAAAUUGUGGGAAAUCCUCUGCUAUUAAAAGUUUGAUGCUUGAUGAAGAGUUGAGCAACAAAAAAGAGCAAGCAAGAGAGGUUGCAUGUAAAUUAUUGUAUAAACAAAAACAACGGUUUGUUGAUUCAUUUAAUAAGAAAAUCGGGCCAGGAAUUUCGUUUUUGCCUGGUUUUACAAGAGACAUUAUACCAGUCAAUAUAGGAUUAAAGACAGUGUAUGAUGUGCCUGGCUUCAGUUCAAAUUCACAAAUUCACCAACUAUUCAAAUCGUUUAAAUCACCAAAGGAUAUUCACAGAUUGAUUGAAUGCAAUAAAGCUUAUAAAAAGGGGACUUAUAAUUCUCGAUACGAGUCCUUCAAGGGCCCACAAGUCUUAUCAUUUGGAGGGUUGGCUUAUCUCCAACUACCAAUGAAUGCAAUGUACCAAAUUCGUAAUGUUACGAAUUUCAAUAUUCAUCAGUUUUCUAAUAUAGCCAAAGUGAGGGAAAUUGCAGAGAAUAUACCUGUAUCGUUAGAAAAUAAAUUCGUCGUUUCCAAUCAUUCUAUUGAUAAGCAGUUCAAUAGCUUUUUGGUACCGCCAUUUUACGGGUCUAUUGAUUUGGUAUUUGAGAAUUUUGGUUAUGUCAAUAUAAAACCCACUGGAGCCAAGCAAACCAAUGAAUUGAUGAAAUUAUAUUUGUAUCCUGGUAUGCAAGCAAUCAUUCGCCAGCCUAUAUCAAACUAUGUUGCAAAGACAUUUAGUGGGUACGACAAAAACGGCAACCCUUUAAGAAAGGAAAACAUUUUCAAAAAGAGCACAUUUAGAUUGAUUAGAUAUUCUGGGAAACAGCCACUAUUUAGUAAAUUGAUUCCCUCGUUUUAUAAUGAAUCUGGUUUCGCAGCAACAGGGGAGUCAGAUAGGGAUAAGGCGAUAAGAAAUCAAGAGUAUUUGCAAUUGAAUAGUUACGUAAACCCUCGCAAUUAUUACAGUGACACUUUUGAGAUGAGUGAGGGUAAUAAGAGACCAGUACAUAAUGAUACUAAUAAUAGCAGCAUCAGCACUACCAGUAAUGCCGUAACAGCUACUACAGCUACUACAGCCAACAACCGUAAUACCACCGCUUCUAAGAAAAAGGCUCGUCCAUUGAGUACCUCCAUAUCAGCAAUCAAUUUAAAACUACCUCUGUCAAAAUCCAAUACAAGCUCAAAAAAUCUAGAUAAAGAGAAUAUCGAAGUAAAAACACGCGCCAGUUUCCCUGAUUUGAAAUCGAAACCAGUUAGAAGCUAUAUACCCACCACCACCACUACUAAUAAUAAUACUAGUGAAGAAAUAAGUCCUGUUACUGUCAAUUCUCAAUUUGAUUUAAACAAUAUGAGCGAUAUUGAUUCUGUCUCACUACAUACUUGCGAUUCCUUGACAAAAGCGGCGCUACCGUUUCCAUCAUCGCCAAAAAGAUUACGUCGUACGACAAACUUGUACAAUCUAAGUGAUUUUAUAAAGCAAAUAAGUAUUGAUAACGAGAUAUCUGGGGGCGAUGAAAAGCUACCUAUUGUUAAUAGAAAGUCGAUUCAAUGGGAAAACGAAGAGAUUAGGAAAUUGAAUGAAAAGCUACAACUGAAUGAAGAGUCUGUAUUGAGUUCGGAAAUACGCCUUAUUGAAAAUGUCAUGUUCUUGACAACAUCAUGGAGUAAAAGCAGUAAUGAGUGUGACGCGUUGAAGGAUUUUAAAAUGGCUCUCCAGGAUACGGAUUUUGUGCAUUUGCUACAAAAUGAAGAGUAUCAUAGUGAAGAUGGUUUUUGCAAAAUAGAUGCUGAUCAGAUGAUGGGUACAUAUUUAAACAUGGUUAAAAAAGUUUUGUUAUUGGGUUCGGGGUUUGUCGCUAAACCAACUGUUGAUAUCUUAUCGCUGGAUCCCAAUAUUGAAGUUACUGUAGCAUGUAGAACAUUGUCCAAAGCUAAAGCAUUAGCCGCCGAUAAGGCUAAGGCUAUCUCCUUGGAUGUCACCGAUGCUGAGGCAUUGGACAAAGAGUUGGCUAAUUUCGACUUGGUGAUAUCUUUGAUACCUUAUACUCAUCAUGUUAAUGUUGUUAAGUCAGCUAUAAAGAAUAAAAAACAUGUUGUCACCACCUCCUAUAUAAAUCCUCAAUUGAAAGCGUUGGAAAAAGAAAUAGAAGAGGCGGGAAUUACAGUUAUGAACGAAAUAGGGUUGGAUCCAGGUAUUGAUCAUUUGUAUGCCGUCAAAACCAUUGAAGAAGUGCACAAGGAUGGUGGAAAAAUUAAAUCAUUUUUGUCCUAUUGUGGUGGCUUACCGGCUCCAGAAAAUUCUGAUAAUCCUUUGGGUUAUAAAUUUUCAUGGAGCUCUAGAGGUGUAUUGUUGGCUUUGAGAAACUCGGCUAGGUACUGGCAGCUGGGUAAGGUUGUUGAUGUCAAAUCUGAGGAUUUGAUGGCUAGUGCUAAACCCUACUUUAUCUACCCAGGAUUUGCUUUAGUAUGCUAUCCAAACAGAGACUCAACUACUUAUAAGGAGUUGUACAACAUUCCAGAGGCAGAGACUGUCAUCAGAGGAACUUUGAGAUUCCAAGGAUUUCCAGAAUUUGUCAAGGUUCUUGUUGAUACCGGGUUCUUAAAAGAUGAAGAAACUGAAAUUUUCACAAGGGAAGGUCCAUGGAAUGAAGCAACAGCAAAGUUAAUUGGAGCAAAAUCCUCAGAUCAGGAAGACUUGAUCUCUAGAAUUAAGGAGUUGACCACGUUUAAAUCGAAAGAAGACGAGGAGCGUAUAAUUGAUGGUUUCAAAUGGUUAGGCUUGUUAUCUGACAACAAGACUUUGAAGCCAAAGGGCAAUCCAUUGGACAGUUUAUGUGCUACUUUGGAAGAGUUGAUGCAAUACGAGGAAGGGGAACGUGAUUUGGUUAUUUUGCAACACAAGUUUGGUAUUGAGAAUAAAGAUGGAAGCCAAGAAACUAGAACUUCUACUUUGGUUGAUUACGGUGAUCCAAAAGGCUACUCAUCCAUGGCCAAGUUAGUUGGUGUUCCUUGUGCUGUUGCGGUUAAACAAAUCUUGAAUGGAACAUUAAGCAAGAGAGGGUUACUAGCACCAAUGACGUCAGAGAUCAAUGAUCCUAUCAUGAAGGAGUUGAAAGAUGAUUAUGGUAUUUAUUUGGUUGAAAAGACUGUCUAA
This is a messenger RNA of Lodderomyces oxycetoniae, 3909 nucleotides long. RefSeq names its product LYS9. Gene Ontology annotation, cellular component: cytoplasm. Gene Ontology annotation, molecular function: GTP binding; saccharopine dehydrogenase activity. Bases 1 to 3909 code for a protein of 1302 amino acids. The transcript is spliced from 4 exons. Lineage: Eukaryota; Fungi; Ascomycota; Pichiomycetes; Serinales; Debaryomycetaceae. The record is from RefSeq and is a predicted model, not a curated record.